GGCAGCUAUUUAUAGUACUAAUAAAUGCUAGACAUGGACACGUGUCAAGCAUCCGAUGGCCGAGGGUCACCUCAAUCGGGGUGGCACCGGCACUCGCAUGUGGCCGUAUUAAAUGUGGUGGUUGGAUGUGACGUCGUACUUGGUACGGUGAUUCAGGCGCAUGUGGGGAGGAUAUUCUGUCGAUGAAGAUGCCUUCGGCUGUAGACGACAAGCCGAAGGCUCUCCGUACCAGGGGCGUCCUAGUACCGAGGGCUCCAAGUGCCGAAGGCUUAGUUUUCAAACCUUGUUCUCCUGUGAUGUUUCUGAGCUCGAAUCUGUAAACGGUAGCCUUCGGCCAUGGCGCCGAAGGCACCCCCAUAUGUGAAUUGUGGGCUGCUUAGAGCUUCAUUCUGCUGGGCUUGGCCCGUUUUAGGGCCUAUUGGGCCUGAAUGCAAUAGCGGUAGUAUGUGUGCCGGGGGUCCCUGGGUCAUAUACUCCAUCAGGAGUCCGUCACUCCUUUUGCCGAAAGGUACUUGAGGGAAAAGGAGUAAAUGCGUUUAUCCUCUGAUGCUGCCUUGUUGUGGUUUGUGAGGAGUCUUGCGUUUUCUAUGUUCUGCCGCGAGCAGUCCCUCAGUCCCCCAUUUUCGGGAUUUGAAGGAUUAUGUUGAUGUUUUGGGGAAAGUUUAACAUUUUGUGAUUUUUUCCCAGAUGGGUCCUCCAGUCCCCCACUCCUUGAGGCACAUGUAAUGUGGUGAAGAGGAGUAGAGCAGUGCAUGUCUUCAGUAUGGGGUCGAGGGCUGACUAUUUUCGUUUCACUUUGGGGGGAUGCCUCGUUAAAAACCUUAUUAGAAAAUACCUUGUGGGAAAAAAUUCUAAUGAGGGAAAAAGAGUGCACCGAGUUCCCUCAAUGAUGAAUCGAAAAGGUUAACCCUUGAUCUGAGUAUAGUCUGAGGCCGAAGGCUACCCGUGAUCUGAGGGCUUGCUUGUUUGAUUUGUCGGGGGCACCUUGGUGAUAUCACGGGGAUGCCGAGGGGGUCCCCUAGUCGUUGAGGACUGAGGGUGUGUUGACAUAGGUGAUAGCUCCUGCGUUGCUGAGAGGGGGGGUUCCUAGUUCUUGAUAAGUUGGAGGCUGAGGGCUCCCGAGGGGUGCCAUUAUCUUAUGCCGGAGGCUAACCAUUGAUAAGGGGUUUGAAGGUGUUAGCCCGAAGGCAUGCACAGUUGUUGUCAAAGGGGUUCCCUGGUUCUCAAUAUUUUGAGUGUUAAAAGUACCCAAGGUGUUCCUUGGUGAGGGGGGUUCACUUCUUGAUGAGGUGACCUGGAACGUGUGACCUCGGAGGCAUGUUCGUUGUUUUGCCCGAAGGAUACCAGCUGAAGGCAAGGCUGCGUGGUGACCGUUGAAGUAUAGCCAUUGGGAUAUAGCCGUUGCAGAUAUGACUGUUGGAAUAUGACCGUUGUAGGUGGGGUCCAUGUGGCGUGUUACUGUUGGCUUUCCCGGGCAGGCGUCACCGGUUGGCUGGGGCGACGGUCAGCAAUGAUUAUUCUCUGACCAGGGGUCCGAUUUUUGGCCCAAGCCCGGAUUGGGGGGCCUAUAAAUACCCUAGACGUGACUUCACUUUCCCUUACGCAUUUCUCGUUGUAGGGAAGCUCUGGCAAUUUUUCUAGAGAGAUAAACAUCUGCCUUCGAUCAAAUCAUUCUUUCCGAGGUCAGUUCUUCACCCGCUCUUCGCUAUAUUAGUAAAUUUAGCUUCUGUGGCCUUAGAUCCUUAGAAAAUUUUGUUUCCUUGAACCCUUCGACUUUAAUAUUCAAAAUGUCUUCGGCAAGUGAUUCUCAAGACAUCUCGAGGGAGCCGUCUGUCCAGGCUGAGAGCUAUUCAGACGUUGAGUCUUCAAGUGAGCAGCCUUCGGCGUGUGAUGAUGCUGUCCUGGCUAUGGAAGUAUAGAAAGACCUCACUGCCGAAGCCGAGGCUGAGGACUUUGAGCAGGUAGAAGAAGACGAGGAGUUGGCCAUUGCGAUGCAGACUGCCGAAGAAGAGGAGGAGAAGGAAAGGAUGCAAGUUACCGUUGCCAUCCUCCCUGCACGUAACGCUGGUGAAGCCAGCACCUCUCGGCCUUUAAACCCGACGCCUCUCAGGGUGGCCCCAGGGAAGAAGAAGAGGGCCAAGGAUGUACCGAAGAAGAAGCAACCAGCCGUAGACGCCGGGCGGCCGGUAGGUAUCCUAGAAGGCCACUCUUUUUUGAACAUUGCUGCCCUGGAGUUGAAGACGAGGGCAUCCCCGGCCGAAUGUCCGGCCACUCAAAUUCUCGCCGGCCCUUCGGCACGUAUGGUGGAACCGAGGCCAGAUGAUUCGUUACGGUACGCACCCGAGGGCUGCUUCGCCAUCCAUACUUUAUCAGUGGAGAUGGGGCUCCGGUUUCUGCUCCACCCUUUCCUGUUGGAGUACCUGAGGUUCGUGGGGUUGGCCCCUUGUCAGCUAACGCCUAAUAGCCACUCUUAUGUGGCCGGCUUUCUCUCUCCGUGCCGGAGCCGAGGGGUCCCACCUACCCUCGACCAGUUUUUAUGUCCUUCAACCUAUGCGGGGGGGGGGGGGGGGGGGGGGGGGGGCAUUCGAACGCAGAGGGCUUCGCCAACCUUCAGCAACUCCCGAAGUUCAGGCUGUUUGAUGAUGUCUCUUCGUCCCACAAGGGAUGGAAGGAUAAGUUUUGUUACGUCCACUUCGAGGAGAACCCCUUUCCGGCCCCGCUUCGCAAUAUCUUUCGGUGGCAUCCGAAGGUAGGGGGCGCUGCCCUCAAGAAGAAUGGCAAGAAGCUUGCCAAAAAGCCGGAAGGUUCUGAUAAACAUGUGUCAAUCAAGGAAGCCACGCUCCCGGAUGAUCUGCCCAAUCUGGGCUUCCGGCGUUAUAGGCUGUUGGGGGAGGAAGAUGAAAGAUAUCCCCUGAUAGAUCGUGUGUUCGAGAGUGUCCGAGGUGAUUACCGAAGGGUCAUAUAUUUUGUACUUAGAAAUAUUUUUCGUAGCUUAUCCAUGUCGCUGUAGUUGAUCCCCUUCGGCUUAACCCUUUGCUUUGUGUUCUUGCAGGUAACAAUAUGGAUGUCAACUCACUUUUUGCCCUGAAGAAACAAAAAGGGAAGAGGAAGGACCCCUCGGGUCAGAAGCCGGUUGAUACUCUCUUUCAAAAGGGGAGGGAGGAGCCCUUCACAGUUGCUGCUGCCGGUGCUGGGGCCGGGAGCUCCCAGGGCCAGGGGGCGUGAAGAAGAAGAAAAGCGAUAAGGGGGUUGAGCCCCUGGCCAAGAAGCAGAAGGUUGACUCCGGCAAACAACCCGCCGCUGAUGCCGUCGUUGUUGUGGAUGAUGCUACUGUCCCCCCAUCGCCCCGGAGGCACGACAAUGAGGCCUUCUUCGGCUGGGAGAAGUUGGAGGUAGUCGUGCCGAAGGGGAGCUCUGUGCUGGAUGCCACCCUUUGUCCCUCGGCAUUAAUCAGCCAUGUCAUGCCUUCGGAUGAUAGGCUGGCCCUCGCCCGGAUGGGUGAUGAGGCCCUCAACCAAAAGGUCCUCUGGAAUAGUGCCUCCGCUCUCAUGGGACUUUGUGAGCAGCUCCGGAGGGUUGGUCAGCUGCGGGAAGCCAAGGUUGGUGGAGACGAGGAGAUAGCCAGCCUCAGAAGAAAGCUGGCCGAGGCUGAGGAUACCCUUCGGUUGACAAACGAAGGUGUGGAGCAGAGGGUCCAGGCUGCCAGGGACGAAGGCAAGAAUGAAGGCCUGGCCGAGGCUGGGGAGGCUGCUGCUGAAGCCGCCCGGGUUGCCGCUAAGGAGGCCGAGAGGGCGAAGGCCGAGGAGGUAGCCAAAGCUGAGAAGGCCGCAGUGGAGGCUUUCACCGCCGGGGGCUGGAGAGCAGAGGACAGUGAAGGAUGGGUGUCCUCGGUGUUGGAGGAGAAGGUUGACUCCUGGGUCGAAGGCCCUGGUAGAAUGUGGCUGGCUGCGAAGGGUGAUUCUUACUACCAGGGCGGAGAGUUCUUCACCCAGCGCCUCAUUUAUCGGAAGCUGGCUCAGCAUUUCCAGGUGUCUCCGGAGGAUAUCAAGCCUGAAGCCUACAACCUUCCCCCUAGGCAUCCAGAUAUCACGAUUCCCCUCCUUCCGGGUGAAGAAAGGCUGGUGCUCGAGGACUCUGAAACUAUGAGGGAAUGUGGCCUCGGCGAUGACGAAGAUGAGGCCGAAGGUAGUGCCAACUCCAAGGCUGCUGAGGAGGAUGCCACGAAAUGAUUUGUACUUAAAGAAUUUUUUGGACGAUGUUAUGUAUAAACUUUUUGUAGCUUUUGGCUGAUGUAACAAACACCCUUGAUCAUACUCUUUGUUUUGAUGAAUGUAUGCACGUCUUCGGGCAUUUGAUGCUUCUAUGUUACUCUCUUCUUUUCUUCUGUUGAAUGAAUGCCUUCAUUUUUUC
Cuscuta europaea is the source of this 4410-nucleotide messenger RNA. Lineage: Eukaryota; Viridiplantae; Streptophyta; Magnoliopsida; Solanales; Convolvulaceae. The record is from the annotation of a GenBank genome assembly.